Molecule: messenger RNA, 2533 nt
Organism: Sinocyclocheilus rhinocerous
Lineage: Eukaryota; Metazoa; Chordata; Actinopteri; Cypriniformes; Cyprinidae
Gene: cog5
Product: component of oligomeric golgi complex 5
Exons: 22
Coding region: 25-2457 (810 amino acids)
Biological process (GO): intra-Golgi vesicle-mediated transport
Cellular component (GO): COG complex
Source: RefSeq, a predicted model, not a curated record
UUGUACGUCACUGAUGAAGUGGCAAUGAUGGAGGCUAGUCUGGAAUCAACAGCGAAUUCACUGCUGAAAGAUGAGUGCUACACUGAUUUCCUUAAAGAGGAUUUCGAUGUAAAGACAUACACAGCUCAAGCCAUUCAUCAUGCUGUCAUUGCAGAGCAGCUGGCAAAGCUGGCAGAGGGCAUCAGUCAGCUGGACAAAGAGCUGCACUGCCAGGUAGUGGCUAGACAUGAGGAUCUACUAGCUCAGGCAACAGGGAUCGAAUCUCUUGAAGGUGUCUUACAAAUGAUGCAGACCAGAAUUGCAGCUCUCCAGAGUGCUGUGGACAGGAUAAGAACCAAAAUUGUUGACCCUUACAAUAAGAUUGUGGCGCGGACAGCCCAGCUCGCCCGCUUACAGGUGGCGUGUGACCUGUUGAGAAGGAUUAUUCGCAUCCUGUACCUGAGCAAACGACUGCAGGGGCAACUGCAGGGGGGCAGCAGAGAGAUCACUAAAGCUGCCCAGAGCCUCAACGAGCUGGACUAUCUGUCCCAAGGUGUUGAUCUGUCAGGUAUUGACGUCAUAGAAAAUGACCUGCUGUUCAUCAGUCGAGCUCGUCUGGAGGUUGAGAACCAAGCCAAACGGUUACUGGAACAGGGCAUGGAAAUUCAGAAUCCAUCUCAGGUGGGAACGGCCCUACAGGUGUUUUACAACCUCGGCAAUCUGAGAGAGACCAUAAGAAGUGUAGUGGAUGGAUACAGGACAUCUGUGCAGGAGAAUGUUAUUAAUGCCCUGGACAUUAAAGUCCUUACUCAACCUGCUAACACUAGAGGUGCCCCUGGCAGAGCUGUCAUGCCCACUCCAGGGAAUACAGCUGCAUUUCGAGCUGCCCUUUGGACAAAUUUAGAGAAACUAAUGGACCAGAUCUGUGCUGCGUGUGGUCAGGUGCAGCACCUGCAGAAGGUUCUAACCAAAAAGAGGGACCCAGUGUCUCAUGUGUGCUUUAUUGAUGAGAUUAUCAAGGAUGGGCAGCCUGACAUCUUGCACACCUUCUGGAGUUCAGUCACUCAAACGCUCUCCGAGGAGCUGCAGAAAGCCACAGCUGCAUCAACCUUCCUGAAGCAGGCCCUGGAGGGAGAGUAUCCCAAACUCUUGAGGCUUUAUAAUGAGCUAUGGAAGAGGCUGCAGCAGUACAGUACAAGCAUACAGGGGGCGCUUGUGAGCAGUGGUGCAGGUCUAGAUGUGGAACUGCCAGUGUCAGAGCAUGAUGCUGAAGAUCUGUUCACCCAGACCAAACCAGACUAUGAUCCAGAGAAGGAUCUAAAGGACUCCCUUCAGCCAUAUGAAGCAGCUUACCUGUCCAAGUCUCUGUCCCGCCUCUUUGACCCCAUCAAUCUUGUGUUCCCUCAAGGGGGCCGAAACCCAUCCUCUAAUGAUGAACUUGACAGCAUCAUAAAAACAAUAGCCAGUGAGCUGAAUGUUGCAUCAGUGGAUUCCGGCCUGACGAUCGCAGUGGCCAAGAACGCCGCCAAGACUGUGCAGCUUUUCUGCGUCAAGUCAGAGCAGUUGCUGUGUACACAAGGGGAUGCCAGUCAGGUGAUCGGACCCCUGACGGAGGGUCAGAGGAGAAACAUUGCCGUGGUGAACUCUCUUUUCCGCCUGCAGCAAGCUGUGGCUAAAGUUAUAUCUGGACUGGGUACCUUCCCUCCUGCAGCAGAGCAAUUGCUCACAGCAUCUUUAGAGUCGGUUCAGGCUCUGAUGAGUAGCGCCGUUCAGCCACUGCUAAAUUCUGUUACCGACUCUGUUGAAGCAAUACUCAUUACUAUGCACCAGGAGGAUUUCUCUGGUCCUUUACCAGCAGGUGGCCGUCCGGACGUGCCAUGCUCUCUGUACAUGCGUGAGCUGCAGGGCUUCAUUGCACGAGUGAUGAAUGACUACUUCCGCCCGCUGCAGUGUCUGGACUUCCUUUACGAUAGUACAGAGAUCAUCGCCCAGCGCACCAUCACCGUCUUCAUCCGCCACGCCAGCCUCUUGCGCCCACUCGGAGAGGGAGGGAAGAUGAGGUUGGCGGCCGACUUUGCUCAGAUGGAGUUGGCCGUGGCUCCUCUCUGCAGACGGGUUUCAGACCUGGGGAAAGCGUACCGUCUCUUGCGAUCUUUUAGACCACUGCUGUUUCAAACGAGUGAGCACAUCGCUAGCAGUCAAGCGCUGGGAGAUUUGAUUCCAUACAGCACCAUAUUGCAUUUCCUGUUCACUCGUGCCCCGGCUGAACUCAAAUCACCACAUCAGAGAGCGGAGUGGUCAAUCUCUCGCUAUUCUCAAUGGCUGGAUGACCAUCCAUCAGAAAAGGACCGUCUCACUCUUAUUAGGGGGGCGCUGGAGGCAUAUGUGCAGUCUGUCCGAGCCAGGCAGGGGAAGGAGUUUGCCCCGGUGUAUCCCAUCAUGCUCCAGCUGCUGCAGAAGGCCACAAGCGUCUCAUAGGAUCUGCAAACAGAGACAUGUCUCAUCAGAAUAAUGUAGACAAUUCGUCAUAACAAUACACUUGUCUUCACCAAAA